Alternaria burnsii is the source of this 804-nucleotide messenger RNA. RefSeq names its product pep phosphonomutase-like protein. The transcript has a single exon. Bases 1 to 804 code for a protein of 267 amino acids. Gene Ontology annotation, molecular function: catalytic activity. Lineage: Eukaryota; Fungi; Ascomycota; Dothideomycetes; Pleosporales; Pleosporaceae. The record is from RefSeq and is a predicted model, not a curated record.
AUGUCGUCUCAGCCACUAAACGCCCAAGCACAACGCCUCAGAGCCCUCCACACACCAGGCAAGCCCCUCGUCUUGACAAACGUCUGGGACGCAAUAAGUGCAAAUGCCAUCGCCGAUCUUCCCGGCACAAAAGCGCUCGCAACAGCCAGUGCCGCCAUCGCCGCCGCAUCUGGUCUAUCCGACGACGAUCUGACCCUCACCGUCAACAUGCGUGCUGUGGAGUCGAUUGCCAAAGUAGCAGCUGCACACAAUCUCCCGCUGACCGUGGAUCUGCAGGACGGGUUCGGCGACGAGCUAGAGGAGGCCGUGAGACGCGUUAUCGAAUUAGGUGGGGUGGGUAUAAAUCUUGAAGACUACGGACGUGAGAUCGAUGGGCUGUAUGGUGUUGAGGAACAGUGCAGCCGUAUACGUCGCGUGAUGGUCGUUGCUCGCGAUAGUGGCGUGCCUGAUUUUGUAAUUAACGCGCGGUCAGAUGCGCUAUUCGCGGGUGGCGGAAUCGAAGAUGUUAUUAAGCGCGGGCAGGCGUAUCUAGAUGCUGGUGCCUGGAAUGUGUUCGUUUGGGGUGGACCAAGCAGGAAGGGCUGGGGUAGGGAUGAAGUUGGUAAGGUAUGCCGGGCUUUUGAUGGGAGGCUGAAUGUUAUUCUGGACAGAAUGAGCGGGAAUGGUCUGGCGAUCAGAGACUUGGAAGACAUUGGUGUUGCGAGAGUUAGUGUUGGUCCCCAGUUGAUGCGUCGGACAGCGGUACUGUUGGCGGGUGAGGCUCAAAAGAUACUUGAUGGAAAGUCUAGCGCAGCCGAGCCGUGA